This is a messenger RNA of Spinacia oleracea (spinach), 736 nucleotides long. RefSeq lists its product as uncharacterized. The record is from RefSeq and is a predicted model, not a curated record. The transcript is spliced from 2 exons. Lineage: Eukaryota; Viridiplantae; Streptophyta; Magnoliopsida; Caryophyllales; Amaranthaceae. Bases 158 to 736 code for a protein of 192 amino acids.
UUACCCUAGGGCCGUAAAGAAAUGGGAGAAAGACAAAAGACUCCCUCCUUCCACUGCAUCAUCAACGGCCUCUACCACCUCCUCUUCAGGGACAACCUCGAUAUCUAGUAGGGUAACUAACCGCCCAAUACAUUGGGUAUUAGCUCACCAAAAGAAAAUGCCUGACGGGACGUGGGAUGUUGAUCCAAAUGAGCCUGAUACACAACGGAUUGUCUCUCUAGUUAAUGAGAAUUUGGAGCAACAAAACAAACAACAAGAGGAAGGGACAUUUGUUCCAGAACGAGCUGUUGAUGCAUUAACAAAGGCUCUUGGAAAGCCUGACCGUCAUGGGCAUGUCAAAGCGCUCGGUGGUAAUGUUGGGUACGAAAAGGCAUUUGGACCACUAGAUAGAAAGGCAAGAAUGGCGAGUCAAAGUGUUUGUUCCUCCGAAGAGUUAGAUGCAUUAAGGUCUUCCUUGACCCAAUUUGAGGCCACAUUUGAAGAAAGAUUGCAAGAACGGGUGGCACAAGAAGUCCAAAAACAUGUUAAAACCAUGAUGGAACAAAUGAGUGGUCUACACAUGCCUAACUUAGGCACACCUAACUUAGGCACGCCUAACUUAGGCACACCUAAGUAUCACACCAACGUGACAAAUUCAUCACUACCAUUCCGUGAAAUAAAGGUAAAUAAUGUUGUUUUUGUAAUUAGUACAUGUAAAAUAAAUGUAUUUAUAAAACUUUUGUUACUUGAUCAUUGA